GGUAGUUCAAAUAAUAAUCGUCAAUCGAAUAAUAAUAAUAACAAUGGUUUAUUGAAUGAUUGUGCUACUGAUUAUGGUGGUGAUACAGAUAUUGUUGGAUCAUCGUCUUCACCAUCAUGUAGUGGUGGACAAUGUUCAGCCAUUUUAACAACAAUGAGUAGUAGCGGUAGCGAUGAUGUACAACAACAACAACAACAACAGCAUCCAGCGACAACAACAACACUUUUACCAUCUUCGAACAAUCUGAUUCAUCAUCAUGGACAUCGACGACGGAGAGAACGAAAUCGAAAAGAACAGCAACAAAAACAACAAGAACGAAACAACUUUGUUGACUGUCGAACCAAUCAAAAUGGUGAUGAUGAUGGCAAUUUAGAUGAUGAUAUUGGUGGUGCCAAUAGAAUUGAUGAUGAUGAUAUUGACGAUGAUUCAGAUGAUGAUGAUGAUGAUGAUGAUGAUGAACCUACUGCUUCAUUAAUGGCUGAAGAUUUACUUUCAUCUACAAAUCGUUUGGUUGUUUCACAUAAUAAUCAUCAUCAUCAUUUGUCAUCUUCGCCUCAACACCAACACCACCAACAACAACAACAUUAUAGUGCCAUAAUGCAUACAUAUGCAAAUCCAUUCCAAACUUGUAAUAUAUCAUCAUCGGGUGGUGGAUAUUCCACUGAAGAUACAACUGGACCAAUCAUACCAAGUGAUUUAAAUACAAUGAGGCCUUCACAGUUAUUAAAAAAUUCAUUUGCUGGUUCAGGUCCAGCUCCAGCCAGUCUUCAAUCAAAUCACAGUGGUGGUGUUGAUCAUCAUGACAAUCAUAAUAGUCUAGUCUCAUCAUCAUCAUAUGUAAUACAAAGAUUAUUGUCAUAUUUUCGUGCUGAACAUAAACAACAACCUCCCAAUGAUGAUGAUGAUGACGAUGAUAACGACAAUAUAAAUCUGCGUAAUCGAUGUUGUUGUGGUUCCGAUUCUAGUUCCUCAUCAUCAUGGUUGCGUUCAUUUUCGACAAUCACAUUGAUUAUUUUGAUUUUCAUUCUAAUCAUUGUCAUUAUAUUCCUUACAGCGCUUCAUAAAGAGAAUAUAACAGAUAAUACAACAGCGACAACAUUUCGAAUGAAACCACAAAAUAUCGGUGAUAUUAAUCGAGUUCCGUGUGUCGUCAUUGACGAUAUGGAUCAUCAACAACAGCAUUCAACAUCACACCUGCCAACUGUCACUAGCAAUCAAUAUGGUUCGCAACAUUUCAAUCAUGAUCAUGAUCUAUUCGUUUCAAAUUGUCCACGAUAUUUUCCGCGUGAUUCAUCACAAUAUAAAGAGAUCAAUCUGUUUCAUAAUCAGAAUCGGCCUCCACAUACAAUGUCAAUAUCCUCAUCACCGUCACCAUCGAUGCCUAUUUCGCUUCGUUUAACACCUUUUUCAUCAUGGUCCAUAUGGUUCAAUCAAAUUGAAUCAUCGUCGUUACAUAUUAAUUUUCAAUUUUAUGCACCAAUUCAUACACGAUUAGCAUUGGUGGCCAAUAAAAAUGAACCACCAUCAUUGACUAUGCACCAGAUUUUUCAAGUUAUCAGUGAUGAUGAGGAUACACUAUUGGUGGAGGAUUCCAUUAGCAAUAGUAAUCAUAUUAAACGUGAUUCACAGCUUGCUAUGAUGCAAUUUGAACAUAAAUUUGAUCAAGGUUCAUGGUAUUUAUCGUUAAUCAAUGAUUUCGAUAUAAUCAUUCCAUUGGUUGUCAAUAUUUCAAUUAUACAAAAUCAAACAUUGCAACAACAGCCACAAGCUAUAAAUUGUAUGAAUAAUUGUAACAAUCAUGGAUAUUGCAGUGGUGAUGGUCGUUGUCAUUGUUUUCCUGGUUUUAUUGGAACAGAUUGUUCCGAUAAUGUUUGUCCAAUUUUCUGUAAUGGCCAUGGCCAAUAUUUACAGGGUAGUUGCCAUUGUGAAUCCGGAUGGAAAGGACGAGAAUGUACGCUACGUUCAAAUGAAUGUGAAAUUGCGGAUUGUAAUGGAAAUGGUCUAUGUAUUGAUGGUAGUUGUCACUGUCGUCCAGGAUUUAAAGGAAAUGAUUGCGAACAAGUCGAUUGCAUUGAUCCAGAAUGUUCCGGUCACGGAAUUUGUAUGGAUGGAAAUUGUUUUUGUAAAGCUGGAUUUGCGGGAACAAAUUGCAGUGAAAUGGAUAGGAAAUUAUAUAAAUUUCUUCCAAAUUGUUCUGGCCAUGGUGUCUAUGAUUUUGAGAAUGAUCUUUGCAUAUGUCAUAACCAUUAUUCUGGAUCAGAUUGUUCCAAAUUAAGUUGUUCAUUAAAUUGUGGUCAAAAUGGCCUCUGUCAUGAAGGUCGUUGUCAUUGCAAUGAUGGUUGGUAUGGAUCAAAUUGUCAAUAUAAAAAAUGUGAUAUUCGUUGCCUUGAACACGGUAAAUGCUAUAAUGGUACAUGCCAUUGCCAGAAUGGAUGGAUGGGUAAACAUUGUACACUAAAUGGCUGCCCAAAUACAUGUUCCAAACAUGGUCAAUGUGUUCCUAUUGCAACAGCAAAUAAUCGUGAUGAUUUUGAUGUUGUUGAUGAUGAUCAUAACGAUAGCGAUGAUAAUGCCAUUGAAUGGAGAUGUAAAUGUGAUAGUGGUUGGCAUGGAUAUGACUGUUCGGCACCACAGGAAACAAACUGCAAUGAUGAAAUAGACAAUGACAAUGACGGGCUAGUUGAUUGUGCCGACAGCGAAUGUUGUCACCAUGAGCAAUGUGGUCAUCAAUCAUUAAUGUGUAUUACAUCUCCGGAUCCAUUGGAUAUUCUAUUAAGAAAACAGCCACCAUCGCCAACAUCGUCAUUUUUUCAAAAAGUUUUAUUUCUCAUCGAAGAUGGUAGUGUCCAAAGUUAUGCACAGAAAGAUGUCUAUUCGCCAAAACGUGCAGCCGUUAUACGUGGUCAAGUUGUUAGCAAAGAAUUUAAUGGAUUGAUCGGUAUUCGUGUGAGCGUCGUCAAUGAUCUUAAAUAUGGCUUCACAUUAACCAGAUCGGAUGGUUGGUUCGAUAUCCUUGUCAAUGGUGGCGGUAUAAUUACAUUACAAUUUCAAAGAAAUCCAUUUUAUCCGAUUAAAAAAUCUAUAUAUGUUGAAUGGAAUGAUAUCACUGUCAUACAGAAUCCGAUUGUGAUGUAUUUAGGGCCAUCACAAUCACCAUCACAUUCAUCAUCAACGACGAUAAACAAUGAUCAACAUCAUCAUCAUCAUGGAAAUGAAUUUCGUGGCUUUUCAUUCAAUUCAAGAAUACCAUUCGUAUUUCAUAAUCUAUUUUCUCAUUCAGAUUUCGGUGAGAGUAAUUGGCGCAAAUGGAUAACAAGGAGAGGAUUCUAUAAUGAAAGUAAACCAUCCGAUUCUGAUUCAUCAUCGACAUCGCAAUCAUAUCGUUGUUUAGAACAUCAUUAUGAACAUAUGAGACCUAUGAUUCGUGAUCAUCACGAUUUAUUUCAGUCUUCCAAAUUUUUUCCAACGCCCAAUAAUGAACCUAUCUGUGAUAAAGAUAAUUGUAUUAUAGCAGAGAUGCAGACUGUACACGAAAAGAUUCGUAUCGGUACAACGAGAUUAUUUGUCGUUUAUCAAAGUUCACAAUCUUCAGGUUAUAGUUCAACAAUGGAUAUUCAACUUACAACGGACAAUGUGCCGAAAUCAUUGCGUUUUCUACUAUUACGAAUACUGAUUGAAGGAAAUAUUCAUGAAAAAAUUUUCGAAUCCGAUUCAAAUAUUCGAUAUACGUUCACGUGGAAUAAACAAAAUGUUUACAAGCAAAAAGUAUAUGGAUUUGCUCAGGCUAAAAUCUAUGUCGGUUAUUAUUAUCAUGAUUGUCCACAUAUUUUAUGGACAGCUUUCACAACGAAACUUCUUGGUUACGUUAUGGAAAUAUCCGAAAUUGGUCAAUGGAACCUAGAGAUUCAUAAUCGCUAUAAUCCAUAUGAUGGUCAUUUUCAACGAGGUGAUGGGCAAUUUUUGAGUUUCAAAAAUAAUCCACGAUUGCCAUUGGUUAUUGAACCUGUCGCCGGUCUGGAUAGUCAUCCAAGAUCAUUUGCAUGUUUGAAUCCAAGUGAAUGUAACACGGAUAUUGGAUCAUCUCGAUUUUUCUCGUUGGUUACCAUGACCAAUUCAGCAGAUGGUAGUGUUUUUGUUGGUGAUUCAAAUCUAAUUCGGCGAAUCACUCCAGAUGGACAAAUUUACACCGUUUAUAAAUUGAGAACCAGUACUAAUCGACAGAAUUUCGAAUAUCACAUUGCCUACAAUUCUAUUGAUCAAUAUCUCUAUAUUGCUGAUCCUGAACGUUUUCAGAUUAUUCGUGUACCGAUCCAAGAAAAAUAUGAACCGAACCAGGAGAUAACAAUGCCAGAAGCAGAAAUAGUUGUUGGAACCGGUGAACAAUGUUUUCCACAUGAUCAAUCUAGUUGUGAUGAUGGAAAAACUGGUGUUGAAGUUCAACUUAUUUAUCCUAAAGAUUUAGCGUUUGCAAAUGAUGGGUCGCUAUUCUUUUCCGAUGGUAAUGUUAUUCGGAUACUGGAUACGAACGGUUAUGUUCGACGAGUUGUUGGACAAUUCGCUAAACGACAAUGGAAACCGAUAUCUUGUCAAUCCAUGCAUUCAUCCGAUCAUAUUAAACUUAAAUGGCCAACCAGUUUAGCUAUUCAUCCACUAGAUGGCUCACUAUUCUUUGUUGAUAAUCAUGUUUUGUUUAAAUUGAAUCAAAAUAUGCAAGUGUCAAUUCUGUCCGGAUAUUCAUCAUUUUGUCUUGAAGAUUCUGAUACAAUCGGCCAUAAUAAGAAUAAUGAUACCAUUGAUUGUGAUGGUCCAUCGUUGAAUGCUCAAACUAUGUCAUUGUGUGGUGAUGAAUUUUUAUUCGGCAGCAUUGCUUUCGCUCCGAAUGGUGUUUUAUAUGUAGCCGAUAUUAGUCGUCGUAAUGAGAAUCGAAUUUUUGCCUACAUGCAUGAUGGAUCAUUACGACAUGUUGCUGGUUUUAGACAAAAGAAAUCUCGACAUCAGGUACAAUGCCCGGUUGAAAAAUGUAUAGACAUGGCUGGUGAGAAUUGUACCUGUUUGAUUACCGAUUAUGAAUCCAAUGAUGAUUCAACGAUUGAACCAAAGAUUGCAUUGAAAGCAAGAUUGAAUUCCAUAUCAGCCAUAACCAUUACUGGUGAUGGUACCGUUUAUCUAGCCGAUGAAGGCCAGCUUCGACUUUAUUCCAUGAAAUCAUAUCUACCACAAAUGGAUGAUCAAAAUGAAAUCAAAAUUCUAUUUCCAAAUACAGCUGAAAUGUAUGUGUUUAAUAAAUAUGGUCAACAUAUUCGAACCAGAAGUAUUACAACUGGCAGAACAUUGUAUUCAUUUGUUUAUAAUCAUGAAAAUAGCUUGGGCAAAUUAACCCAAGUGAUUGAUUCAUCGGGCCAUAAAAUCCUAUUUAUAAGAGAUCAAACUGGAUCCUUGCAUAUGAUUGAAAGUACAUCCAAUGCAUUGAAAUGUCGCAUCACUAUCAAUAAACAGGGCCUAUUGGAAUCAUUUAUGAAUGGUGGCAAUAUUAGUGUUAAUUUUGAUUAUUAUAACAAUGGCCUGAUACGUUCACGAGAGGAAUCUCUUACCGGUAAAUCAUAUUUCUAUCGAUAUGAUCGUAAUGGCCGUAUUCGACAUUUUAUUCAACCAAAUGGUGCCUUAAUCAACAUUUAUUCAUCAUCAAUAGACCAUGAUCAACAUCAUCAUUUGACUGCAAUUGAAAUGCCCUUAUUCAUUAUGACUAAAUAUCAUCAUCAACAGCAGCAGCAACAACAACAACAACAACAACAACAAACUACAUCAUCAAGCAAUAAUUUUGACAAACAACAUUUUCUGCCCAUAGGGCAACAACAAAUAACCGAUCUGAUAAUCGGUGAUAAUUCGAUGAUGAUUAAAUUCUCUCAACAUGGAACAAUGUUCGAGCUAACUUCAUUGAAUGAUGGUUCCUUACGGCUAAAUACCAGUAGACAAAUCUAUGCUCAUUUGAAUGGUAAAAUAAGCAAAUUAUCAAUGGAUAUGCUUGCAAUACAGGCACAGCUUUUUCCAUUUAUAUCGAAAUUUACAUUGGCACAAAUGAAUCAUGGACGUGAUCAGCAACUACAAACCUCAUUAGACAUGGAGAUUGAUUAUAAUCUGCGAUUAAAAUCAUCGUUUAUUGAUUCUGUGGAAAAAUUGAUUAAAAUCAAUGAUAAUUUAACAAUGAAAAUCGAAUACGAUUGGAAUGCUAAUCGAGAAAUUUAUUAUAAUCAAUCACAGAGACCGAUACUAUUUUUACAAUAUGAUGAUUAUGGCCGUCCCAUUCAAUGGAUACCGAAUAUUAAGGAGCAUUGGCAAGCACAUAGUGUUACAUAUGAUAAAUUGGGAAAAUUGGAUACAUGGCAAAAUGGCCAACAUACACAACAUUACCAACGUGAUCGUGUUGGUCGUCUUACUGAAUUACGGCAAAAUGAUCAUCAGAUUCGUUAUAGUUAUCCAUCAUCGUCAAUGGAUAUGACCACCACUGAUCAGUUGAAUAAUCCUGGUUUUUCUUUACCAUCAUCGAUUAUUUUGAAAAGUGGCCACAAAUAUAUUGUUGAUUUGGAUAAUGUUGGCCGUAUACAGAGCAUCAUUACGCCUAAAGGUGCUCGACAUAAUGUUUCAAUCAAUGUAGUACUCGGUGCUUAUCGAUUCAGUUAUUGUCCACCACCACCAUCAACACAAAUAGCCGAUAUAAAUACAAACAUCCAUAUAUCACCUAGUAGACAUUGCUUUCAUAUUUAUUUGGAUGAAAAAUGGCAAUCACUCAUGCGAAUCUUACCAUACGAUAUGGGUAAAAUCAUCCAUCAUUAUAAAAGCAAAAUUUCUUUCACAAAAGAUCAGGCCAAAGAUUUUCUGCGAUUGAAUCAAGAAAAUAACAACAAUAACAACAACAACAACAACAUUAUUACUAUCGAUCGAAUGAUUCAUGGACGUGGAUUAAUUGAACGAUGGUAUGAUGAAAAAAAUCAACGAACCGUUCGUGGUAUUUGGAUCAAUAAUCAAAUGGAAUUCGCCAUCCAAUAUAAAUAUAGUCGAUCCAGUUCAUCAUUGUUGAAACAUCAAUCAUAUCUAUUUUCAUCAAACAUUCAUUCUUCAAUUGCUCAAUUUUCUUAUAGUUAUCGGUAUGAUAAUCAAAUGAGAUUACGAUCAAUUCAAUCGAAACUUGGUUCAAUCACAUUGCCCAAUUGUGAUUUCACAUACGAUUCGAAAGGACAAAUCGAAUCGAUUGGAAAUUUUCGUUAUUUCGAACAUAGCUAUAAUGAAACAUUGAUUGGUGAUGGAAUCGCAUUGUUGGUGAGACGUUAUGAUCCAAUUACAACGCCGCGAAUACGCCAUAAUAGUCUUACAGUAUCGGAUAAAGAGGUGUUUCGUUCGGAUUUCAUUUACGACGCCAAUGGUUUGCUGAUUCAAACACGUACAUUUAUGCAUCAUCUUGGAGCCAAUAAGCUUCGAAUACAGAACUAUACAUAUGAUAUGGAUGGACAAUUAAUCGAGAUGCAAGGACGUGAACAUUGGCGAUUUGUUUAUGAUCCAAAUGGUAAUCUAAUUACAUUUCUAUAUAUGGGUAAUCGUGUUGAUAUUGAAUACGACUGGGCCGAUAGAAUCAGGAAUUUUAUUAAAAGUCAACAUAAUUCAGCCAUCACUGGUGGUGGUGGUGGUGGUGGUGUUGCUGGUGGUACAACACCUUAUGUGAGCGAUUUACGUGGAUUCAUCACCCAGAGAGGUGAUGAAUAUCUUUAUUAUAAUAAUUUGGGACAAUUAUUACAAGCUAUCACGCCUAAUCGUUAUGAAGUGAACUAUGCAUAUGAUUAUUUGGGCCGGUUAAUUCUAAGACGGGAUCAUCAGAAAAAUGUGACACAAUAUUUUUAUGGAAAUCCAUCGAAACCAUAUCUUGUUACACAUGCAUUCAAUAACGCUAAUGGUGCUGUUUUGUCACUGAUUUACGAUGAUAUUGAUGAUUCAUUGAUUAUGAUACGAUUGAAUAAUGAAAAUUUCUAUGUUGUUUGUGAUCAAACCCAAACGCCAUCAUUGAUAUUUGAUCAUCGUGGCCAGGUAGUGAAAGAAAUUCAUCGUAGUCCAUAUGGCUAUGUAUUGUUUGAUUCGAAUCCAAACUUGUUUGUACCUGUGGAUUUUUAUGGCGGUAUUGCCGAUCCAUUAACCAAUCUAAUUCAUUUCAAUGGUCAUCAACAGCAACAACAACGUCUUUAUGACACAUUGAUUGGUCGAUGGCUAACUCCCAAUGUUGAUCAAUUGUUGGAGAAAAAUCUCAUUAAAUUCCCACGAUUUGUAAACAUGUAUCAAUUCAAACAGAAUGAUCCUAUCAACAACAACAACAACAACAAUGAUCAGUAUCGAUAUUCAGGCUUGAAAGAUUGGAAUAAUCAUGGUGGUGGUGUGGAGAUAAUGUCCUUGUCACAGAUACAAACAUCAUUACUGCAAUAUACUUCCUCGCUAGUCAACCAAGACAUUGGCCAUCAACCACAAUUUGAUAAUAACAACAAUCCUAUUCUAUUGACACAAUUCACAUCGAUGUUUGAAAAUAUUCACAUCCCAAAUUUGAAAUCUUCAACCAUAUCAUCAUUACAAACUUUAUUAUUGGACCAAGUACAAAAAUUUUCAACUUUUCAAUCAAAUUAUUAUUCAAAGCUAACACAAAAUGAUUGGACAGAUGAACAAAAUGGUCGUGAAUUGAUCACAAUGAAAAAUGCUUUGUUUGGCCAAGGAAUCGUUUUAAGUUUGAUGAUUAAACCAAAUGCUAUUAGUGCUGUUGCUGGCCAUCAAAGCACAGAUAUUCUUUGCGUACAUUUUAGUCAUUCCAUAACGGACAAUUUAUUACGUGAAUCGCUAAAUAUUCUCGUGAAUGGUUCACAUUUGUUGGAUAUUAAUCUGAUUAUGGCCGGUCAAGAUCAUUAUUAUCUAGUCAAAGAUUUAGCCGACAACGACAAUUUGAGACCAUUGAUGGCUAAAUUUAAACAAUAUCAAUCUAGACUCAAUUUAACUGUUCAAGAAAUUCAUCAUAAUGAUGAUAAACGAAUGAUGAUUGAAGUACGAAUCUAUCAGCCAUCAGUCAUAUGGAACAUACGGUUCGGUACUACCGUUGCUGAAGAACGAGAACGUGUAUUGAUGAUGGCUCGAAAAUAUGCAAUUCAACAACGUAUUGAACAUGAACGUAUUCAAAUUGUUCAUCAUCAUCAUCAUCAACAUGGGAAUGGAAACGGUGGCUAUUCACAAUGGAAUGAACAAGAAAAACAAUUCUUGAUGAACGUUAGAAAUGAAGAAAAUUUACUCUAUAAUUCAAUCGGUUUAUUACGUGCCGAUUAUCAAUAUUCAUUGAAUGAAUUGGCCGAAGAUCCUGAUAAUAUUGUUUUGAAAAAACGCUCAGCCAAAUCGUGAUCCUUAUUAUUCUGUUUUUUUUUUUUUUAAUUUUUAAAAAAUCCUUUUGACUUUUGUUUUGUCUCCAAGCAUUUUAUUUUAUUUAUUUUUUUCUAUCAAAAUGUAUUAUAUCCUAUCCUAUCUAUCUAAAGAGCUUGUUAAUUAAUUGAAAAAUAAAAAUCAACAUUAUUUUCA
This is a messenger RNA of Dermatophagoides farinae (American house dust mite), 9588 nucleotides long. The record is from RefSeq and is a predicted model, not a curated record. Lineage: Eukaryota; Metazoa; Arthropoda; Arachnida; Sarcoptiformes; Pyroglyphidae.